GUAUAUUAACUGCUGCAUGUCAGUUUUCCUUAAAACGUGUAACUCUGUGCAUAAGUUACAACGACAAGAAUGAAGUUUUUGAUGAGUUUUAUAACAAUUUUUAUGAUAACGUUUUAUCUUCCAGUCAUUGAAAUGAAAAGUAAAAGAUGUCAUAAGCAUCCAAAUCCUGUACGAUGUCUCAGUCAACCAACAUUGUCCUGUGGUAACUGGAGUAUGACCUUUGACCUACAUGGAAUAACGGUCGGAAGUAUUGGGAAACUGUCUUGCCCCUUGGAUCAUACCCUCAGAGGGAAUGACACAAUAUCGUGUUUGGAAUCUGGCUUAUGGAGUCGGAUAAAAGCUACAUGUGUUCCAGAUGACGUCACAGAUUCACGUUUCGCUUUAUUCCAGGAUUCCCGGUAUUAUUUUGUGAAAGCAGAACUACAAACUUUUCCGCAAGCCGAGGCAACUUGUUUAGACAUGUGUGCAACACUCGUUGAAAUAAACAACGAAGCGGAAAAUAACUUCCUUUUAUCUAAGGCUGAGUCGCUGGGACUAGUGUCUCCAUGGAUAGGAUUAGAGUCAAAGGACGGUACUCGCUAUACAUGGGUAUCCGGAAAUACAACACAGACCAACUCGUAUGACGACUGGUCACAUCCGGGUACAAUAAUAUAUGAAGCAGGAAGAUGCGUAGUUUUGGAUGUUGGCUAUAAGGCAUGGUUUUCGAGAGAUUCAAGUUAUUGUGAUAGCACGAAGGACGAAUUCAUAUGCGAAUUUCAGAUAAUCAUGAAAGCAGAGAUACUAAUUAUUGAACCAUUUUAUGGUGGGUCACACAAACAGAUGGUAGAUUUACUUCAGUCUAAGAUCAGUGACUGUGAUGUGAUGACAAUGCCAGCCAAGAAAUGGCACUGGAGAGCAAGAACUAGUGCUAUAUACCUGAGUCAACAAAUUCCUUAUUCUCAUAAAUAUAGGACUCUGUUUGCUAGUUCAGUAUUAAAUCUAGCAGAACUUAUUGCAUUACGACCAGAUUUGCAGGGACUCACAAAGAUACUGUAUUUCCACGAAAAUCAGUUGGUUUAUCCAAUCAAAAAGCAGCAAGACCGAGACUUCCAGUAUGGUUAUAAUCAGAUAAUAUCAUGUAUGGUAGCUGAUACUGUGGUUUUUAAUUCCAAAUACAACAUGGAAUCAUUUUUAUCAUCGAUUAAGACCUUUCUGAACUUAAUACCUGAUCACAGACCCAAGACAUUAGAAGAUGUCAUCAGACCAAAAUGUCAGGUCUUGUACUUUCCCUUGGACCUUCCAGUCAGGAAUGGUGAUCAAUCAAUAGAAGGCUUGAAGCCAGAAUCAUCUGCUUAUAAGACCAACACUGAUAAUGUAUUAUCAGAUAGCAAAUGUCAAAUCAGAGAUCAGCUGAUUGAAUCACAGGACUCAUACACAAAUUAUAAGGAAGUCAACUUGACAUGUGCAGAAGACCCCCGUUCACCUGAAGCAAAUCAUGGUAGCCCUGUGAAGCCACUUCAUAUUGUUUGGGCACACAGAUGGGAGCAUGACAAAGAUCCAGAUACAUUCUUUGAGGUUGUGACAUCAUUAUCUGAAAGCGGAAGUGAAUUUAAUUUGUCUGUCCUUGGUGAACAGUUUACAGAUAUACCAGAGGUAUUUGAUAGUGCAAAAGAGAAGUUAGAAAGACAUAUAGUAAAUUGGGGCUACCAGAAGAGCAGAACAGACUAUAUUGACAUACUGAAGUCAGCUGAUGUAGUAGUAUCAACUGCAUUACAUGAAUUUUUUGGAGUUUCCAUGUUAGAAGCUGUAUAUUAUGGUUGCUACCCAAUGUGUCCAAAUAGACUUGUUUAUCCUGAAAUAUUUCCAGAUGUUUACCUGUAUAAUACCAGUAAACAGCUGAUAAAAUCAUUAAAAAGGUUUUGUAAAUUCCCUGCUUUAGCCAGAGACCAUAUAUGUCAGGUACAAGUAGAAAAAUAUUUGUGGACCAACAUGGCUCAAAAUUAUAUUGGUCUUCUUAAAAAUCAAGGCAACACUGGGGAGAAGUUAGAAAGUGCACAAACUGAGGAUGUCACUUGAAGACAUUAAAAUAUGGUUUAUCUUGAAAACAAAUACCAAUUCAAGGUUAUCAUAUACAUGAGAUAGAAGAUUCGGAGAUGCUGCUAGAUUUCAAGGUCAAGUUUAUAUGGCAGUUAUGAAAACAAAGUUGAUAAAAAGUUGAAUGUGAGCUGCUAAUAAUAAUGUGCAGGUUUAAAUGGUUCAUUCUGUAAUCUGGUCAACAUGAUUCUUUAGUUUAUAAGUGACAGGAGACAAGCAUCGUGACAAUUGUUGUACCAGAUAUUGGAUUAUAACAAACACCGAAGAGUCAUAGUUUUUUUAUUUAAGGAAAAUGUGAUGCUUGAACAUAACAUAAAGAAUUGUUACUAUAUACCAUAUUACUGAUGGCCAUUAUUGACAUAUAAACUUGGUAUUUUUCAAUACACCUAUGUUGAUUUACAAGUUAUGUUUUUAACAUUCAAUAAAAAAGUAUAUGUGCAAUGUAGCAUAAUGAAAUGUUUUUAAUCAUUGGGUUUCCAUUCUACAAACACUAUUUGAACUUCAAAAACUAUUAAUCUCUUUUAAACCAUUGAGCCAUUUGGAAUCAGUUUUAGCCAGUCAUCCUUUGAUUUAUAUGAUUAACCAAGCAACAUGCAUCUAACAGAACAAAUAUAAUAGAUGGACAGCAAACUAAUGUCUCAGGCUGCACCACAUAUUUUUCUGUCCAAGUAC
Molecule: messenger RNA, 2745 nt
Organism: Mytilus trossulus (common blue mussel)
Lineage: Eukaryota; Metazoa; Mollusca; Bivalvia; Mytilida; Mytilidae
Product: glycosyltransferase-like domain-containing protein 1
Exons: 16
Coding region: 70-2055 (661 amino acids)
Molecular function (GO): glycosyltransferase activity
Source: RefSeq, a predicted model, not a curated record